AUGGCUGCCAAUGAAAUAAUGGCACCGACAGUUAAUGCAAACUGUCAAUACUCCACCAGAUAUUGCUGGGAAGCUGAAAAAGUCAAAUCAUUGAUCAGAUUACGCGCCGAACUCUCGCCACUCUUCACGGGCAAAAGAAACGCCUCGAAAUAUGCCUGGGCUGUGGUGGAACGUGAGCUUAAUGUGCCGCUGCCGCUGUCGAAGAUUAUCAAAAAAUGGAACAAUCUGCUGCAGGAGUACAAGGCCAUCAAAAUGUCCGAGGAGCCCAAGCGGCGCGAGUGGCCAUUCUUCACAUUAAUGGAUGUGUACUUUAGCGAUCAGGUGAACGAUCCCUCGCUGCGCUUGUUCUCGUCCACCAAAACGCUGAAGGAGACGCUCGACGACAGCGUCUUUGAGGAUGAUCCAAUCAUCGCCUCGGCCAUUGCGGCCGCCACCAGUGGCGCCUACAUGGAAAUCGAUGAGCUGAUACGCAGACAGAAGGAGCGCGCUGCUUUGGCUGCCGAGCGUAAGUUGGCGGCUGCAGCUAGCGGCGCCAGCGGCGAUUACAAGUACGAGCUGAAGCCCAUGCUGGGCAACAACAAGUUCAACAGCAACAGCGACAUGGCCAAGCUAUCGAAGAGCGUCGAUGAUCUGUCCAUGCAGCAGUACAAGAUCAAGGCGGAGCUGAUGCGUCAGCGCGAGCAGGAGCAGCAGGAGAACAUGGUCAAGAUAAAGCAGCAUGCACGCCAGCAACAGCAGCAGGCGCAGCAACAGCAGCAGCAGCAACAACAGCAGGCGCAACAGCAACAGCAGCAACGCUUCAUGAGCCACCAGCCAUCGCUGUCGCCGCAUCCACAUCGCCUGCAAUCGUCGUCGACGCCACCUGGACUGCAGCAUGCGCUGCAGCAGCAGCAGCAACUGUUGCAGCAGCAACAGCAGCAAAUACAACAGCACUUGCAGCAGCAACAGCAGCAGCAGCAACUGCAGCAGCAACAACAGCAACAUCAUCAUCAGCUCGCUCAUCCGCAUACGCCACGCCCCAGCUCACCGCCCACAACUGCACAGCAGAUACACAUAACAGCCACACAGCAUCAGGCGGCACAGCAGCAACUGCAACAGCAGCAGCAGCAGCAGCAUCAGCAACAGCAGAAACAGCAGCGGGAGCAGCCACAGCCCUACACCGAUCCCAAUACCAUAGAUCAGUACCUGCUCUCCUGGAACAAUUUCCAUGGCAACAUGUGCCGCGGCUUUCACUCCCUGCAGAAGGACGAGAAGAUGGUGGACGUGACCAUUGCAGCUGGCGGCAAAAUCUUUAAAGCACACAAACUGGUGCUGUCCGUUUGCAGUCCAUACUUUCAGCAAAUCUUUCUGGAGAAUCCAUCCAGUCAUCCCAUACUGCUGAUGGCCGACGUGGAGGCCAGCCACAUGGCUGGUUUGCUGGACUUUAUGUACAGCGGCCAGGUGAAUGUCAAAUAUGAGGAUCUGCCCGUGUUUCUCAAGGUCGCCGAGGCCAUGAAGAUCAAGGGCCUGCAUACAGAGAAAAAUCUGGACAGCGAUGCGAGCGACAUCAGCUCGCCGCUGGAAAGCGAUGGCACCGAGUGCCGUUAUGAACGUGGCACACAUAGCGUUAAUAUAACCAGUGGCCAUGCGGGCUAUGCCGGCUCUGCGCUAGAUCAGGCGGCGGCACUCAAUGGACCCAAUCGCUGUGCCACGCCCUUGUCGCUGCCAAGUCCAGGCGGUCAAACUGGCGGCUUUGGUGGCUUCCGUGAUCACAUCAAGUCGAAGGCCACACUGGCCGAAAACUUCAUGAAGAAUCUCAAUCGCAAUAACAACAACAGCAACAACUACAACAAUGGCGGCAACCAUCAGCUGCCCGAGCCGGAGAGCAACUCCUUUGCUAUAUUGCAGGCCAACAGCAAGAAAAUGUUGGACUCGGCACGCAAGCAGCACAAAUAUCUGGCCAAGCGCAAGAUACUGAUGCACUACAACACUGAGCUGGGCGGCGAGAAGCGCUUGAAGGAGAUGGAGCGGGAACGCGAUCGCUAUCCCACGGACAACGACGAUGCGCUGAACAACAAUCACAACCAAGGCUAUGGACAUGACAUCUUGGAGCCGAUUACGACCAUUGUACCUAGAACACCGGAGCCACAGCCACCGCCAGCCACGCAUAACAACAGCUUUAAGAUACGCCUCGUCGAGAAUCAUCAUUUGACCAACAGCAACAAUGGCAGCCACAACAGCAACAACAACAACAAUCAUGAUGAUGAGGAAGCUUUGAAUCUGGUACAAACGCCCAGUGUGAACGGCAGUCGAGCACGCCAGCAAACGCCUACGCCUACACCUGAUAUACAAUUAAUCAAGCGUGAAGUGGAGCCAGAGCCAGCAGCAGCAACACCAGAGACAGCUCACAACAGCAACAGCAGCAAUAAGACGAACAACAACAAUGGGCAUGAUGAGGAUAUGGCUACAAACUAUGAGCGUAAAUACGAUGACAACAACAACAAUGGCAUGGACUUGGAAACUGACUCAAACAACAACAACAGCAGCAGCAAGCAGAACAACGACAGCAACAGCAAUAGCAGCAACAGCAACAAUGGACUGGAGUUAGGCCUAGCGCUGGGCAAGCACAAGCUGCUAAGCGCUAUAAAUCGCAAUCUCGAACUGGAGCAACAAUUGGAGCGUGAGCGCGAGAGAGAACGCGAACGGGAACGGGAGCGAGAUGCAGCUGAACAUGGCAACAGCAGCAGCAGCAGCCACAACAACAGCAGCAAUGGCGAUCAUGACAACGAUGACAACAACAACAAUCACAGCGAGCAUCUGGAUCUGAGCACUAUUAAGAAUAUAGCUACUGCCGAGAUUUUAUGUGGCCUCAAGAGCAAGGUGCUCAAGCUGGAGGAGGAGCAGCGUGAGCGGGAGCGCGAGAGAGAACGCGAAAGAGAUGCCUGUCGCAGUUUAAGCGAGAUUAAGAAUGCCGACUGA
Molecule: messenger RNA, 2958 nt
Organism: Drosophila busckii
Lineage: Eukaryota; Metazoa; Arthropoda; Insecta; Diptera; Drosophilidae
Product: broad-complex core protein
Exons: 5
Coding region: 1-2958 (985 amino acids)
Biological process (GO): regulation of transcription by RNA polymerase II
Cellular component (GO): nucleus
Molecular function (GO): protein binding
Source: RefSeq, a predicted model, not a curated record